GAUAUGGACAUGUAGCUGGCCAAAUAAAUGAACAAAUGAAUGGUUACGGAGCUGAAGCUGSUGGAUAUAGUGGACAAGCAAAUAAAGGAUUUGUUAAAGCCCGCCCAACAAAUGGACAGCAGAUGAGAGGUUACGGUGCUCAGGCUGGGGGAUAUGGCGGGCUAAGGACUAAAGGAAAUGGUUAUGGUGCUCAAACUGGUGGACAACGAACAAAAGGCAAUGGUAACGCUGCUGCAGCUGCUGCACAAAAUGGACAUCCAACAAAAGGGCAUGUGAUGGGACCCUUCAGAAGAGUGGGAGGACCCCAGUCCAACAGGAAUCAUGGGCAAGGCUAUGAAGGAGGUUUUGGAGCAGCUGGUUUGGGUCUGGGUCCUCGUUAUGGACAUGUGGCAAUAAAGGGACCCGUUCAAGGUUAUGGAGCUGCAGCUGGUGUGUCCAACAGACAAGGAUUUGRCAAUCGUCCAAAUGGUUAUGGAGCCAAACCUCAUGGAUAUGGAGUUUCCAAAGGCAGUGCUGUAAGAUCUCAGUCAGGUUAUUUGAAUGGAGCUGCUCCUAAUGGCUAUGGAUCUAAAGGUAUACACUUARAAAAUAUGUUUGAAGGUUAUGGAGCUGCUGGAGUUCUUAAAGGAUAUGGACCCCAAAUUAACGGCCACAGAAACCAUGCUGCACUGGGAGGGUAUGGAGGUAACCCUAAUGUUUAUGGACUGAGCCGUGGCCCAAAACCUCACACAACCAAAGGAAUCAGAGCUCUGUCCUUGAGCGAAGGCUAUGGGACGAUGAAUGGAAAGGGUCAAGCUGUUAGAGGUGCAGAGUUCUCCAAUGAGAGAAGUCUUAAAGGUGGAGUGUUUUCUCCUCAGCAUCAGGCUGCGACACAAGUUCAGGGUGCUGUUCCACAACAAGCCGUCCCUCAGGGUGAAGCGCUGAGCGUCCCCGAUCACAGAGACCUUGUCCCCGUCAAAAACGAGAAAUACCAAAAGCUGCUGGCGCCGCAAGAUAAAAGCUACAAACAGAAACAGCUCAACCCUGAAGCGGCUCCAGAAGCAGCUGUGGUUCUCCAGAACAGUCCAGAACCAGAACCGGCAGCAGUCCUUCAAGGUUUUGUGACAGUAAGUGCUGUUCCUGGACAAAACGUUGCAGAAGCGGAUGCUUUGGGGGACACUGAUGACCCCGAGAGCACCGAUCUCAUAAAACCUGACAAAGCGGCUGAUAAAAUCACUGAAAACAUCUCUUCUGAAGAAACGUUGAGACAGGGUGUGCCUGAGGCUGCAGCAGAGGAAGAAAACGCCACGAGUCAGCCUGAGACAGGACCUGACAGGCUUGGGGUCAGAAGUCCCCCUGCUGAGGGUGUAGGACUUCCAGUCUCCAAAAGUCAAGGAGGAAAACCUGAUUGUGGACCAAAUGGACAAUGGCUGGGAAGAUUAAAACCUGGUCAUACAGGUUCUGGCAUCUCUGGUGGCACAAAUUUAAAAGGUAACUUUGCAGGAGGCCACAAUUUUCCAGGACUUCGUAAUGGUUACGGUGCAGCAGGACUUGGGUAUCCUUAUGGUGGAAAACCUGUUUACGGACAAGGGGCCAACCUUGGAGCUGGAAAUGGAAAUUUAUACAGAGGUGGCACCAAACAGCUUCCAUUCAAUGGAGCCUCAACUGGAUUUGACGGAAGGAGUCAGUUUGAGCUUCAGCCUGCUGGACAUCCAAGCAGCACAUCUGGUGGAAUGCAAGAAUCAGCUUUUGGAGGUCCAACACUCGGAAUGAGUGCAGAAAAAUUCAAUACAAAGUUUGGUAUCGGUGGGCUGCAGUUCGGUGAACAGCCCAUCAGUCCAGGCUUUAACAGUGCAGGAAAAUAUGAUUAUGGCGUUAACCCGUACAGGCCUGCAGGGGAAGGUUUUCAUCAUCAUCUGGGCUCAGAKCAUGGUGGGCAGCUUCUCAAUGGAAAUAUGCUGCAGAAAUACGGUUAUGGAAACAAUCCUUUUGUUCAUCCGGCUGGACUGGCUCCUGAGCCUGAAUCUGCAGGACAAUAUAGUCUGACUGGAUCACCUCAUCACCCUGAGCCUGUUGGCCCCGAACAAAUUGGCAAAUCAACAGAAAAAUAUGGUGAUGCACGGGUUCCUUAUGGGACAAACAAUCAUGGUUUAGGAGGAGAAGCAAAAUCUGGGAAAUACGAUAAACAUGGAGCUUUCCAGACACAGAACUAUGAGUCUGCAGGAGCAACAGGUUUAAGUUAUGAGCCUCAGCCUCUUGAGCCAGAGUCGGUUGGAAAAUCCUACGUGAAGGGAGAGGUGCCGGCAGCAGCGCUCGCAGCUGAAGGUCAGAGGAUGGCUGUUAAUAGAUACGAAAACGUGGGCUACAUUAAUGGACAAGUGCGGCCAAAUGUUGUGUUUUCUGCAGCUCCCACCCCUGGUCCCACCGAGGCCUAUUCACCUGCCCAGGUAGACUCCUUCACAGCUGAUGUGUCUCGAGAAACGGUGCAGGACUUGACUGAUCCAGACGGAGCGGCUACAGAGAGGCAGGGCGAGCAUCCCGACGAUUUAGAGCUGCCACGUCAGAUUCACAUUCAGCAGCAUCUCAAACUGCAUUUUCAACCUCAAGGAGGAAAGAAAUAUGACUUGGAUGGCUUCUUUGGAAAUGGUGACCAUCAAGGUUGAUUGAACCAAUCUGAUCUUAUUUUAAAGUUUCUUAAUGUUUUGUUUCCUAGUUGUACAUUAAAUGUAGUUUUCUUUUAUUUUACUAAAUCUGUAAGUAUGUACAUGAAAUUAUACAAUAUUUUAGACUUCUCUUGUUGGCUUGUAAUUUUAUGCAUCAUUUCCAUCUUGUGUGUCCUGCACUUUUAGGUCACUGUAUGCAAAAUAAAUUGUCUGCGAAAUGUUUGCUUAAUUUUUACUAAAGCUGUCAUUUUUAUUGGAAAUUCAAAACUUGUAUUGAAAUUACUAUAUUUCAGUCUAGAUUUUGGAAAUCAGUGAUUUUUUUUCUUCAUCUUGCAAGAAUCUGUUUAUUGUACAGUAUUUGAUUAAAACAUCAAAUCCCAA
Messenger RNA from Austrofundulus limnaeus, 3023 nucleotides. RefSeq names its product calymmin (gene cmn). The record is from RefSeq and is a predicted model, not a curated record. NCBI's taxonomy places the organism in Eukaryota, Metazoa, Chordata, Actinopteri, Cyprinodontiformes, Rivulidae.